Messenger RNA from Ochlerotatus camptorhynchus, 591 nucleotides. RefSeq lists its product as uncharacterized. Gene Ontology annotation, molecular function: nucleic acid binding. Gene Ontology annotation, biological process: DNA integration. Bases 1 to 591 code for a protein of 196 amino acids. The record is from RefSeq and is a predicted model, not a curated record. The transcript has a single exon. NCBI's taxonomy places the organism in Eukaryota, Metazoa, Arthropoda, Insecta, Diptera, Culicidae.
AUGAAAGGACUUGCACGUUCGUUUGUUUACUGGCCAGGAAUCGAUGCGGACAUCGAAAGAACGGUGAAAUCUUGCUGUGAGUGUGCUCGUCAAGCGCACGCUCCACCCAAAUUCAGCGAACAUCACUGGCAGUAUCCCAAAGGCCCCUGGGAGAGGAUACACAUUGAUUAUGCAGGUCCAGUGGCAGGUUCAAUGCUGCUGAUUGUAGUCGAUGCAUACAGUAAAUGGUUGAAGGUCAAGGUCACCGCCUCUACAACAACAGCAGCAACGAUUGGGAUUAUGGACGAGCUAUUUUCCCGUUAUGGAGCGCCAGUCACUGUUGUUUCAGACAACGGUCCGCAAUUUACGGCCGCGGAAUUCAAGGAGUUUCUGCAGAAAAGUGGAGUCAAGUACCACAAGUUGUCGGCCCCCUACCACCCCGCAACGAAUGGUCAGGCCGAACGUUACGUUCAGACGACGAAGGAUGCACUGAAGGCAAUGGGAACCACAGCGUCGACGUUGCAUUCAAACCUGAACGUUUUCUUACAGAAGUAUCGUUUAGCUCCACAUGCAACCACCGGAGAAUCACCGUCCAAAUUGUUCCUUGGGUGA